AUGAGACAGACCACAGGCUUGGAAGAUUACUACAUCUACAGAAAUAAACUAAAGCUUUCCACCUGUGUAAGCGUUGGCGGAACCUAUGGAUUACCUAUUUUUGGAGAUAAGAACCUCGUAUUCCAGGUGCUUAAAGAAUUGAUUCACGAGAACUCUCCGCUUCGUACGAACUACAAGGAAGUUGACGGCGUGGAAAAGUGGCAGCUUGAUCCUGUGAAAACUAUUCUUUACGAUGACGUGGUUAAACCGUGUCCAUAUACUGAAUGUUCUGCCGAGUUUCUUGAAUGGUCUCAUUCAUUAGAGAAUCGGUUGGAAAUUGGAUCUUAUAAACCAUUAUGGAGACUUAAUAUUCUUAAUGACUUUACAGCCUGCUUCUCUUACGACCACACUGCUAUGGACGGUAUAAGUGGGAUGGCUUUCCAUUCCAAGUUUAGAGAAGCAGCAGAAAAGUAUGUAAACGGAGAUAAGAACAACCAAAUUGAUGGUUCAAGUCUUCUAUACGAGGAUUUCCAAGUUACGAGAUGUGAGAAAAAGAUGCCCAACGGAGAAUUACUUCACAACUUCAACCCUCCUAUUUUAACUAAAGUAUCAAUGCUCUGGCUGAUUUUGGUGAAUCCUUCGAUCCAGAAACUCCUUGGUAGAGCACAUGCCAGCGUACCUAAAACAGAGUAUAAAUCUGAUACAAAGGUAGAGAUUAUUAACAUAGAUUCGGAAACGCUUAAAGCUAUACAACUUAGAUGCAAAGAAGAGAACGUUAGACUUGUUUGCUGGAUUAUUACAUGCCUACAACUGGUUUUGAAGGAAUUUCUUCCAAAAAACCAGAGCUUACAAGGUAACAUUCCUAUUAACGUUAGACCGUUAAUUAAAGACAUCGGAACACCGCUAGGACUUUACGUUUGUGGAUUUACUAUUCCACUUGAAGCAUUAGACUUCAAAGGAGACGAAACCCAAACCAUUUUAAAGCAAGCUCAGAAGCGGUCAAUAGAAGUUGACGGAGUGCUUAAUGAUGAUUGUAGAUAUCCAAUUUACUCUAUCGGUCUUUUGAGAGCGAUUCCUUCUAUAAAGAACUAUUUGGAGAAAGGGAUAACCCAAGACAGAGAGACGGCUUUAGAAUGCUCUAAUUUGGGAUUAUUCAAACAACCAAAGGAUAGCGUUUUAAGAGUCCAAGAUCUUAUAUUCAGUAAUGCUGAUUUCGUCAAUGGCAGUGCUUUUGCCGCCUAUUGUGUUAGCACAGAAGAAGGGGGAUUGAAUAUUUGUUUGGUCAACAAUAAGGAGUAUUACAAGCACGUGAAUACUGUUAGUGAAGAACUCAUAAAGGUGCUCAAGAGUAUCAUAAACUAA
This is a messenger RNA of Lizanozyma spartinae, 1341 nucleotides long. RefSeq lists its product as uncharacterized. The coding region runs from base 1 to 1341 and encodes 446 amino acids. Lineage: Eukaryota; Fungi; Ascomycota; Pichiomycetes; Serinales; Debaryomycetaceae. The transcript has a single exon. The record is from RefSeq and is a predicted model, not a curated record. Gene Ontology annotation, molecular function: N-acetyltransferase activity.